Sciurus carolinensis (gray squirrel) is the source of this 4460-nucleotide messenger RNA. RefSeq names its product thyroid hormone receptor associated protein 3 (gene Thrap3). The record is from RefSeq and is a predicted model, not a curated record. Gene Ontology annotation, cellular component: mediator complex. Gene Ontology annotation, molecular function: transcription coregulator activity; DNA binding. Gene Ontology annotation, biological process: positive regulation of transcription by RNA polymerase II. NCBI's taxonomy places the organism in Eukaryota, Metazoa, Chordata, Mammalia, Rodentia, Sciuridae.
UACGGAGAGCGGGGACGCGGGGCGCGCUGUCGGGCGGGGGCGAGGUUCGGGCCGGUUGUGCCGUUGCGAGGCUGUAGCUGCGGUCGCUGCGGUGGGCCAAGGAUUGCAUCCUGACUUUGUAAAUUGGAGAAGCCAGCGGUGCUGCCAGUGUUUUUUGGAGAAAGUGUUUGGAUCUAGUGCAUGUCCAAGUCAUUGUUCUAAUAAGGUAUAAUUGAAAAGUCGACCCUGUCUUCAGAGAUGUCAAAAACAAACAAAUCCAAGUCUGGAUCUCGCUCUUCUCGCUCAAGAUCUGCAUCAAGAUCUCGUUCUCGUUCAUUUUCGAAGUCUCGAUCUCGAAGCCGAUCUGUCUCUCGUUCGAGGAAGCGCAGGCUAAGUUCUAGGUCUCGUUCCAGAUCCUACUCUCCAGCCCAUAACAGAGAAAGGAAUCAUCCCAGAGUGUAUCAGAAUCGGGAUUUCCGAGGUCACAACAGAGGCUAUAGGAGACCCUAUUAUUUUCGUGGGCGCAACAGAGGCUUCUAUCCAUGGGGCCAGUAUAACCGUGGAGGCUAUGGAAACUACCGCUCUAACUGGCAGAACUACCGGCAAGCAUACAGUCCUCGUCGGGGCCGUUCCCGAUCCCGGUCCCCCAAAAGAAGGUCCCCGUCACCGAGGUCCAGGAGCCAUUCUAGGAACUCUGAUAAGUCUUCUUCUGACAGGUCAAGGCGAUCUUCGUCCUCUCGUUCUUCCUCCAACCACAGCCGCGUUGAGUCCUCUAAGCGCAAGUCUGCAAAGGAGAAAAAGUCCUCUUCCAAGGACAGCAGGCCGUCUCAGGCUGCUGGGGACAACCAGGGAGAUGAGGCCAAGGAGCAGUCCUUCUCUGGAGGCACCUCUCAAGAUGCAAAAGUGUCUGAGAGCUCGAAGCCAUGGCCAGAUGCCACCACCUACAGCACUGGUUCCGCAUCACGGGCCUCAGUUUCUGACCUGAGUCCCCGGGAGCGAAGCCCAGCUCUCAAAAGCCCUCUCCAAUCUGUGGUGGUGAGACGGCGGUCACCCCGUCCCAGCCCUGUGCCAAAACCUAGUCCUCCACUUUCCAGCACAUCUCAGAUGGGCUCAACUCUACCUAGUGGUGCUGGGUAUCAGUCUGGGACACACCAAGGUCAGUUUGACCAUGGCUCUGGGUCUUUGAGUCCGUCCAAAAAGAGCCCUGUGGGUAAGAGUCCUCCGGCUACUGGCUCCACAUAUGGCUCAUCUCAGAAGGAAGAGAGCGCUGCUUCAGGAGGAGCAGCCUAUACCAAGAGGUAUCUGGAAGAGCAGAAGACAGAGAAUGGGAAAGAUAAGGAGCAGAAACAAACAAAUAGUGAAAAAGAGAAAGUGAAAGAGAAAGGGAGCUUCUCUGAUGUGGAUGCAAAGAUGAAAUCUGAUCCAUUUGCUCCCAAGACUGAUACUGAGAAACCCUUUCGCAGCAGCCAAUCACCCAAAAGGUAUAAGCUCCGUGAUGACUUUGAGAAGAAGAUGGCUGACUUCCACAAGGAGGAGAUGGAUGACCAAGAUAAGGACAAAACUAAGGGAAGGAAGGAGUCUGAGUUCGAUGAUGAACCCAAAUUUAUGUCUAAAGUCAUAGCAGGUGCAAGCAAAAACCAAGAGGAAGAAAAGUCUGGCAAGUGGGAAGGCCUGGUGUAUGCACCUGGAGGGAAGGAAAAGCAGAGGAAAGCAGAGGAGUUGGAGGAGGAACCUUUCACAGAGAGAUCCAAAAAGGAGGAGCGUGGAGGGGCCAAGAGGACCGAAAGUGGGCACAGAGGGUUUGUGCCUGAGAAGAAUUUCAGAGUGACUGCUUAUAAGGCGGUCCAGGAGAAAAGCUCAUCGCCUCCCCCAAGGAAGACCUCUGAGAGCCGUGACAAGCUGGGAGCCAAAGGAGACUUUUCCUCAGGGAAGUCUUCCUUUUCUAUUACUCGGGAGGCCCAGGUCAAUGUCCGGAUGGACUCUUUUGAUGAGGACCUUGCACGACCCAGUGGCUUAUUGGCUCAGGAACGCAAGCUUUGUCGGGAUCUAGUCCAUAGCAACAAAAAGGAACAGGAAUUUCGUUCCAUUUUCCAGCACAUCCAGUCGGCUCAGUCUCAGCGUAGCCCCUCAGAAUUAUUUGCCCAGCACAUAGUGACCAUUGUUCACCAUGUUAAAGAGCAUCACUUUGGGUCUUCUGGAAUGACAUUGCAUGAACGCUUUACUAAAUACCUAAAGAGAGGAACUGAACAGGAAGCAGCUAAAAACAAGAAAAGCCCAGAGAUACACAGGAGGAUAGACAUUUCCCCCAGUACAUUCAGAAAACAUGGUUUGGCUCAUGACGAAAUGAAAAGUCCCCGGGAACCUGGCUACAAGGCUGAGGGAAAAUACAAAGAUGAUCGUGAUCUCCGCCUUGAUAUUGAGCGUCGUAAAAACCAUAAGGAGAGAGAUCUUAAACGAGGUAAAUCAAGAGAAUCAGUGGUCCGGGACUCAAGCCACUCCAGGGAAAGGUCAACUGAGAAAACAAGAAAAACCAUAAAGGAUCAAAGAAGCAAAAAGAAGCACAGGAGAGCACGAGACCGAUCCAGAUCUUCCUCCUCCUUCCAGUCAUCUCACUCCUACAAAGCGGAAGAGUAUCCUGAGGAGGCAGAGGAACGAGAGGAUAGCGCCACAGGCUUUGACAAAUCGAGACUGGGGACCAAGGACUUUGUGGGUCCAAGUGAAAGAGGCGGUGGCAGAGCUCGAGGAACCUUUCAAUUUCGAGCCAGAGGGAGAGGCUGGGGCAGAGGCAGCUACUGUAACAAUAACAACAACAACAAUGAUUUUCAAAAGAGAAACCGGGAAGAGGAAUAUCCAGAGUACACGCCCAAAAGCAAGAAGUAUUAUUUGCAUGACGACCGUGAAGGUGAAGGCAGUGACAAGUGGGUGAGCCGUGGCCCGGGGCCGAGGAGCCUUCCCCGAGGUCGGGGCCGGUUCAUGUUCCGGAAAUCCAGUACCAGCCCCAAAUGGGCCCAUGACAAGUUCAGUGGGGAGGAGGGGGAAAUUGAAGAUGAUGAGAGUGGGACAGAGAACCGAGAAGAAAAGGACAAUUUACAGCCCACAACUGAGUAGGGGCCACUCUUGACAGGAGCCCUUGCCCAGGGGAGAGAGGCGCUGGGAAUAUGGCUGGUGAGGAGCUAAAUAGAGGAGCCUCAGAGAUUCUGAAAAUCCCACCCCACCUCACCAGCUGAGCAGAAUCCUCCUACAGCAGAAAGUGUCCCUGGCGCAGUGUCCCACUGGACAGAGGAGGCCACCGGAGCCUUGGGUCAGGCCCAGCUCUGGAGCAGAACACAACACUUUGGGCUCUAGCUGUGUUUCAUUUGUUGUUGGUGUGUGGGGUGGGGCUGGGGUAGGGAGGGAGAGCAGUGCUUGGAUUUUGGUUUGUUCCCUAUUAGAAACCCAGCAGUUUUGUUCUUAAUUUGAUUUCAUUUGGAACUGAGAGGACUAAUUUGAUGAUUUUCAGUCUCUUCUCCCUUGUACUGAUUUUGAAAGUCCUUUUUUUUUUUUUUUCUUUUUUCUUUUUUCUUUCUUUCUUUUUUUUUUUUUUUUUUAGGCAUAUGUAGUAAUAUUAGCAGAAAGAUUUAAUUUGGGCAACUUUUGAUUCUUAAAAAACAAAGCAUGUGAAUAAACAUUGAAGUGUUCACCUCAGUUUGGGACCAAACUGCUUGGAUCUUUGUAAAAACCGGUUUUGUAUGUCAAGGAGGAGUUUAAGGCCUUUCUGACCACCUUGUGUUCCCCUUUUCUGCGCAGCCAUGUAUCACAUGGAGUUGCUUCCAUCCACUCCCGUGCACCCUGCUCCUAUAUUUUCUGAUUUCUUCUGGGCUGGGCUUCCCAUUUUCCACCAGCAGCUCCAGUAUCCCAAACUUUCUAGUCCUGCUGGUCCUCAGCAACAGGGGUGGAAACUGGAGGGCAGUUUCUGGUCUGUUUUCUAAGAAACUUCUGAAUUCUAUUAUCUUUACAAAUAUAAGAUGAGAAAAUAAUUUUUUCAAUAUUUUUUAUUAAUCUUUUUAUAAAAUGAAAGAAACUCCUAUGAUCGAUUAAGGAAGGUGGUUAUGGCUGGGUGGUUUGUGGGGUUGUGUGUUUUUUGAUUUUUUUUUUUUUUUUUCCUUUUCUCUUUUUAACCUUAAGCUUUAAGUUGAAACAUUCUCAGAUAUUUGGGGGGGAAACAUCCUCUUAAAAUGGGUCCUUGUGCUUGCCUUCUGGGGAGGCGGUCCUGAGCAGGUGAAUCAUAUGGCAUUUGUGCAUAUGUUAUAUGCGGACUGCACCCUCCUCUUCCCCCCAACCGUUGCCUCUUGGGUUGUUGUGCUACUUUCCCCUUACUUUGCUACAUUUCUAUGGUUAAGUUGGUUUUACUUGAAUGAUUCAUGUUUAGGGGAAAAAAAAUACCCUUAAAAUUUGUUUCAACUCCUCCUGCAAAUAAAAACAAUAAAUGAAGUGGCAGAUGU